Messenger RNA from Macrobrachium nipponense, 1103 nucleotides. RefSeq names its product peroxisomal acyl-coenzyme A oxidase 1-like. Gene Ontology annotation, molecular function: acyl-CoA oxidase activity; FAD binding; fatty acid binding. Gene Ontology annotation, biological process: fatty acid beta-oxidation using acyl-CoA oxidase; lipid homeostasis. Gene Ontology annotation, cellular component: peroxisome. The record is from RefSeq and is a predicted model, not a curated record. NCBI's taxonomy places the organism in Eukaryota, Metazoa, Arthropoda, Malacostraca, Decapoda, Palaemonidae. The coding region runs from base 130 to 606 and encodes 158 amino acids. The transcript has 5 exons.
UUUGCAGGUCAACCAACAUCUAGGAAUGGAGAUUUAUCCAGCAAAGGUUUGGUUGAAGCAUACAAAGUAGCAGCGAGCUCCCUGGUGGCCAAUGCUGAGCGCCGACUUCAGCGUCUGUGCGACUCGGGAAUGGCCUACCACCACGCCUGGAACAACUGCGCUGUCAUGCUCGUGAAAUGUGCCGAGGCGCACAUGAGGUACUACGUGUGUGAGAAAUACUUUGACAGCGUCGAAACUGUAGCCAUGAAGCCAGAACUCCGAGAGAUCAUGAGAAAUCUGAGUCGUUUGUAUCUGAUUUACCACAUCACUCUGCAACCCGGCGCUUUUCUGAAGAGCAGUGCCUUGACUGCAGAGGAGAUCAGUCAUCUGGAAGAGGAAAUGUGCAGCCUGUUGGCGUCCUUGAGACCACAGGCUGUUUCCAUUGUCGACUCAUUCGAUUUUGACGAUGACCAGUUGAAGUCGACCCUGGGCGCUUGGGAUGGAAAUGUUUAUCAAAGAAUCUAUGAUGAAGCCAUGAAGAGCCCACUGAACAAGAAGGACGUGCCCGAUGCGUUCCAUAAAUACCUGAGGCCGCUCAUGAAAUCUACCUUGAGAUCGAGCUUGUAAAAGUCAAGUCUCAUAAGUCUUUGUCUCUGUACCAAAUGUUGAUCAAGUGGAUGGGGUCCCUUUGUAAAUAUUUCUAUCGAGUUUCGGCAGAAUCCGUUUCCCUGUUAACAGGAUAUAUCUUGUUAAUAAUGUCAAACACGGAUGAAGACGUUCAUCCUCCCAACCUCGUUGGAGGAGGUAACGAAAGAUAGAAUAUUAUACAAAUUAAUACGUGGCUUCUAGCUUGUUUGUAACCCAACUUUGGCAGAGAACGUGAAAACAGUUAAAAAAAUUACAUAUAAUAAAAAUGUGUGUAUUAAGUCUUGUGUAGGCAUGAAAAUACGAGUAUAUAAAAAAAAAGAAAUUGAGAAUAGAUAUUUUACUAUAUGUACAUAUAUACACUGGAUAUUUUAGUAUAUGUACUAUAUACACCGGUUACAUACAAAAUCUACAGUAUAUUACAUGGUAAUGUCAAUAAUGUAAAUUUGUGAAUGUUUUAAAUACAUGUCUUACACAAA